AUGUUUCGUUCCACGCGCCUAACUGCCGCCGCCUCCGCCUUUUUUAUGCCAACACUAAGCUAUCUUGGUGUUGGGGCGCUCGACGAGGCCGCUGGCAAAAUGCUGAAUCUGGGCUUCAAGAAGCCCUUACUGGUGUGUGACGUUGGCGUCGAAAAGGCGGGCAUUCUUGGCACUGUUGUGGAGACACUUGAGAAGAAGUGCCAAAUGAAGCCCGUCAUAUUUAAGGAUGUGCACCCUAACCCGACUGCUCACAACGUGGAGACCGGCUUGGAGCUGUUGAACAGGAACUCGUGUGAUUCUGUUAUUUCUCUGGGCGGAGGAUCACCACAGGAUUGCGCAAAGGGAGUUGCUCUCGUUAAAACCAAUGGUGGCUCCAUUUUUGAUUACGAGGGCCUGAAUAAGGCAGAAAAGGAUCAGUUUCCACUUGUCGCCAUCAACACAACAUCUGGCACAGCCAGCGAAAUGACACGCUUUGCGGUUAUCACAGACGAAAAGCGGCACGUAAAGAUGGUGAUUGUGACAGAGAGAAUAACUCCGCUCAUUGCCGUAAAUGAUGCUCUACUGAUGGUGGGACAGCCGCCUGCUCUUACUGCUGCCACGGGCAUGGAUGCUCUCACGCAUGCGAUUGAGGCCUAUGUGUCACUGGCCGCAUCCCCUAUUACGGAUGCUUGCGCACUGCAGGCCAUGAAACUUGUCAAGCAGCACCUCGCUAAUGCAGUGAGGAAUGGCAAGGAUCUUGUGGCGCGGGAGGGUAUGUGUUAUGCUGAAUUCAUUGCAGGAAUGGCUUUCAACAGCGCCAGUCUCGGCUACGUGCACGCCAUGGCGCACCAGCUCGGUGGCUUUUACGACCUUCCCCAUGGUGUUUGUAAUGCAAUCCUGCUUCCACACGUGCAGCAGUAUAACUCUGACGUCUGUGCACACCGUCUUCGUGAUGUUGCAGGCCAAUUGGGUGCAAUUACGACAGGCAUGGACGAUAAGGAGGCUGCGGCUGCAGCUGUUAAUGCGAUUCGUCAUCUAUCAAAGGAAGUGAACAUUCCGCUGGGGUUUAAGGAACUUGGUAUGCGUGAGGAAGAUAUUCCUGCACUGGCCACUGCAGCCUUGCAAGAUGCUUGCGCCGUUACCAACCCGCGACAGGGUAGCAAAGAAGAUGUGAUGAAUAUAUACCGUGAGGCGAUGUAG
Messenger RNA from Trypanosoma rangeli, 1179 nucleotides. RefSeq names its product alcohol dehydrogenase. The record is from RefSeq and is a predicted model, not a curated record. Gene Ontology annotation, molecular function: alcohol dehydrogenase (NAD+) activity; metal ion binding. Bases 1 to 1179 code for a protein of 392 amino acids. Lineage: Eukaryota; Euglenozoa; Kinetoplastea; Trypanosomatida; Trypanosomatidae. The transcript has a single exon.